AUGGAGGUAGAUAAGGAUGUAGAAUUUGUCGAAGUAACGAUCAAAGUAGAGGUCGAAGUAGUCUUUGAUGUUUUUGUUUUCGUACAAUCUUUUGGACAUGGCAAUCGCCCUCUUUUUAAGAAUUGUGGUGGUAUAAGUUAUGAUGUAGUUGUAGUCCAGGCGUUUUGA
Diversispora eburnea is the source of this 168-nucleotide messenger RNA. Lineage: Eukaryota; Fungi; Glomeromycota; Glomeromycetes; Diversisporales; Diversisporaceae. The record is from the annotation of a GenBank genome assembly.